AUUCUACAGACAUAUGACAAGCUAGGCCGGCCCAAUGGCCCUCCAUCCAUUUUGAUGGAGGCCCAAAUGAGGCAACUCAUUGUUGAGCCGAGUUCACAUAAACACCAGCUCGUCCAAUGGCAGCAGGCAAUCACUCGAAAGGUCAGAACUGUUUCUGAUGUAAACCAAGCAGUGUCGAUACCGCCUCCCUUCCUCCGACGCGAUUCUGCAAGUUAGGGUUUUUUUCCUCAAGUCUGUUGUGUUCCAUGCUCUAACCAACCUCUGUACUUUACGUCAUAUCUCGCAAACAUGAAGGCUCGGACCUCGAAAGGCGAACGCCAUGAGAAGAGAGAACACAUCAAGGGCUCAAAGUCAUUCAAGAACCAGAAGAAGAAUAAUAUGGUAAGGAUGGGUGGGGCGGGUCUUUCGCUUGAGGCCUUUGCUAAUGCCAAAUCAAGGAAUGAUGGCUACAGUCCAGCUUUGAUCAAGAAGCGUCGGGAAUUCUAUAGGAAUGCCAAGUUUGUGCGCAGGUAUAAGAAGACACUAAAGCAAGAAACUCAACAUAGUGAUCUUUUGUCAGUCAUAAAGCCAUUGGAGGAAGAGAGUGAUGAAAGAGAUGCUAGGAAGAUGAGUAAGGACAAGAACGGAAGGAAGAGCAGGUCCAACAGUUUGAGAGACUUAUACGAGAGGAAAUGGGAGGAGGAAGAGAAGGCCAGGAUCGAAAGAGAAGCAACUAUGCAAGCAAAGGAGGAGGAAAGAGAAAGAGCCAUAGCUCGGAGGAAAGCUAUGAGAGAAAAGAUGUUUAAGAAGACACAUUCGGGUCAGCCUCAAAUGAAGUACAGGAUUGAGCAUCUUUUACAAACUCUUCAAGGUUCUACAACUUAGACAUGCUAAAUGUUCAUAUGCAAUUGUUCCUAACUCGGUAGCGUGUAAGCUUGCUGCCAAACUUUAAAGUUGGAUAUUUUGCUUAUUGUAAGAUAAUGUUGCUCCA
Molecule: messenger RNA, 970 nt
Organism: Malania oleifera
Lineage: Eukaryota; Viridiplantae; Streptophyta; Magnoliopsida; Santalales; Ximeniaceae
Exons: 3
Coding region: 289-864 (191 amino acids)
Cellular component (GO): nucleus
Source: RefSeq, a predicted model, not a curated record